AUGGCAUCAACAAUCUUGUACCAAGCUCUCAUAGCUCUAAUAAGCUUCGCCAUUUACCACCAGCUAUUCCGCAGCAAGAAGAAGAAUCUACCACCUGGGCCAAAAGGAUUGCCCAUCGUCGGCAAUGUUCUCGAUCUACCUCCCAAAGGCGUCCCCGACUACAUACACUGGAAAUCAGUGACGGACAAAUAUGGGCCGAUUGCCUCUGUCACGAUCAUGGGGCGGCAUCUGAUUUUCAUUGCCGACAAACAAGAUGCACAGGAAAUUCUCGACAAGAAGAGUUCCGCCUCGUCUGGGCGCCCUGCUUUCGAAUUUAGCAAAUAUUCAGGCUUUGGGAAGAUGAUCCCUAUCCAUCAACAGACUAGAGAGUUCAAGGUUCAUCGGAAGUUUAUGCAUAAAGGUCUUGGAACCAAGCUCAUAGUGAGCAAGCAUGCGGAUAUUCUGGAACUACACACUGGAUUGCUACUGCAGGAUACGCUAAAGGCACCCGAGCAGAUCCUUCGGCAUCUAGAAAUUCAUGCAGAUGCAGUCAUGCUCAGAAUCUUGUACGGCUAUAAUACCAGCCCUCAUGGAGAUGACCCUCUGGUAAAGUUGAGUGACCACGUGGUUGCCAACUUCUUCCGCGCUUGCGAUGCCUUUGGAAGACUUAUCGAGUAUUUACCUGCGGUUAAGUGGCUUCCUGAUGGACUUCCUGGCACAGCCUUCAAGGCUGAGGCCAGGCAGCACAACCGGAAUGCUUCAGUCUAUGCUGAAGAGCCUUAUCAGUUCGCUCGGAGGCAAUUAGCGAGCCACAAGAACACGACAUCAUUUAUCGCGAGGCUUAUUCAAGAGCACACUACAGACGCUGGGGAGCUCAAUGAAGCUGACGCGCAUGCCAUCAAGUGGUCAGCUGCAGGCUUGCAAGUUGGUGGUUCGGAAACCACCGUCACAGUGACUAGGACCUUCAUCCUGGCGGCCAUCAUGUUCCCGGAAAUUCAACAAAAGGCGCGGGAAGAAGUCGAUCGAGUGACUGGCGGUACUCGUCUGCCUGUUCUUGCCGACCAGGAGCAGAUGCCCUAUAUCAGCGCCAUAUUCGCCGAAGCUCUUCGGUUUUUUCCAACAGCGCCGUUGGGCUUCCCCCAUGCUAUGUCAGAAGACAUGACAUACAAGGGCUAUGACUUACCCAAGGGAUCGAUUCUUUUGCCGGAGAUUUUUGAGUUCUGCCAUGACCCUUCGAUUUAUAGAGACCCUUAUAAGUUUGAUCCAGAUCGCUUUCUCGAGCCGCGGAAUGAGCCGAGUCCGUUUUGGACCGUCUUUGGGUUUGGACGUAGGAUAUGCCCCGGGCGACAUCUUGCGGACGCGACUUUGUUUCUCAAUAUUGCUUGUCUGGUGGCUUUUUUCGACUUGAGCAAAAUUGUUGAUGAGCAGGGCAAUGUGAUGGAACCAAAGGUUGAGCUUGACCCUGUGAGAAGCGCUGUUGCAAAGGUGGCGCCGUUUCCAUUCAAAGUUACGGUGCGGAGCGAGAAACAUGCGGAGUUGCUCAGGGACUUGGAAAAGAAUUAUCCAGCUGAGGAGGGAGAUGCGAGUUUAUUAGGCGAUCUGACGCUGCCCUAA
This is a messenger RNA of Trichoderma gamsii, 1593 nucleotides long. RefSeq lists its product as hypothetical. NCBI's taxonomy places the organism in Eukaryota, Fungi, Ascomycota, Sordariomycetes, Hypocreales, Hypocreaceae. The transcript is spliced from 2 exons. Gene Ontology annotation, molecular function: monooxygenase activity; heme binding; iron ion binding. The record is from RefSeq and is a predicted model, not a curated record. The coding region runs from base 1 to 1593 and encodes 530 amino acids.